Leptopilina heterotoma is the source of this 949-nucleotide messenger RNA. Its product is annotated as putative small proline-rich protein 5. The record is from RefSeq and is a predicted model, not a curated record. Bases 173 to 658 code for a protein of 161 amino acids. NCBI's taxonomy places the organism in Eukaryota, Metazoa, Arthropoda, Insecta, Hymenoptera, Figitidae. The transcript is spliced from 3 exons.
AUUAACACUUAAGGUGUAAAGCACGACAUCGAAUAUAUAAACGGUUGUUGAGUUCAUUAUGAUAUACAGUGAAAGAGUACCUUCAAGUCUCUACAACAAUUCUCAGUCUACAGCAAAGUAGUCUACAGUCUUCUUUUUUGAAAGAGAAACUCGAGAUCUUUCAGUGUCGAAAAUGAGCCAACAAACGGUUGUGAUGCCAUGCCCACCACCCAAGAAGCAAGUCAGCUGUCCUAAACCAGCUUGCCAGGAACCACAAAAGCCAGUCUGCUGUCCAGAGCCACCAAAGCAAGAAUGCUGCCCAGAACCACCAAAGCCAGUGUGCCAGGCACCACAAAAGCCAGUCUGUUGCCCUGAGCCACCAAAGCCAGUGUGCCAGGCACCACAAAAGCCAGUCUGUUGCCCUGAGCCACCAAAGCCAGUGUGCCAGGCACCACAAAAGCCAGUCUGUUGCCCUGAGCCACCAAAGCCAGUGUGCCAGGCACCACAAAAGCCAGUCUGCUGUCCAGAGCCACCAAAGCCAGUGUGCCAGGCACCACAAAAGCCAGUCUGCUGCCCUGAGCCACCAAAGCAACAAGUUUGCAGCCCACAGCCACCAAAAAAGGUCAGCUGUCCAGAACCACAAAAGCAAGCACCUUCUUGCCAAGCACCAAAGAUGUAAAUUCAUGAUCAUAAGAAAAACUAAUAUCCAGAGUUCGAUAAAUGCUGUCCUAUAAAAUUUCAGGACACUUCUCAAAAUGAGGAUAUAACAAAUGUGACUAAAAUCUAAAAACUGCAAGACAACAGAAACAACUUUCAUUUAAUCGGGAAUUUAAAAAAAUAUCAAUUAAAAAAUUUGAACUUCUAUAAAAUAUAAUACAACUGUUCUCUUAAUAUUUCUGCAAAAUGGAAUCUUAACAGAAUUACUGUAACAAUUUAGAAAAAAUAAAAGAAUUCUGUAUGUCUUGUGCAA